UAGUGGUUGGACGACAGGGUACCCGCUCAGGCCCGUCAGUGGAGCAGGGAAGUGAAACUCGCUCUCAAGGCCGCAGAGGCCAAGUCGCACCGUGCCCGGAACUGUCGUAAAAGGGGCCGCACUGCUCUAGGAACUGUCGUAAAAGGGGGCCGAUGCGCAGCGCUCUGGACUGACGUAUGGGAGUGCGCGUCGCCUCAGCCGGCGUCUGGAGGUGGGGGGCGCGGGCGCCAUGGAGCGCUACGCAGGUGCUUUCGAGGAGGCGGUGGACGGGGCUCGGCAGCAGGAGCGGCACUACCAGCUGCUGUCAGCGCUGCAGAGCCUGGUCAAAGAGCUGCCCAGCUCCUUCCAGCAACGCCUGUCUUACACCACGCUCAGCGACCUGGCCCUGGCACUCCUCGACGGCACCGUGUUCGAGAUCGUGCAAGGACUACUGGAGAUCCAGCACCUCACCGAGAAGAGCCUGUACAACCAGCGUCUCCGUCUGCAGAACGAUCACCGAGUGCUCAGGCAGGCGCUGCGGCAGAAGCACCAGGAAGCCCAGCAGGCCUGCCGGCCCCACAACUUGCCCAUGCUGCAGGCUGCUCAGCAGCGGGAGCUGGAGGCAGUAGAGCACCGGAUCCAUGAUGAGCAGCGGGCAAUGGACCAGAAGAUUGUUCUAGAACUGGACAGGAAAGUGGCCGACCAGCAGAGCACACUGGAGAAGGCAGGGGUCACUGGCUUCUAUGUGACUACCAACCCCCAGGAGCUGACACUGCAGAUGAACCUGUUGGAACUCAUCCGAAAGCUGCAGCAGAGGGGCUGCCAGGCGGGGAAGGCAACCCUGUGACCAGGUGGGGUUCCCUGUUGGUCACCCACUGCUCAUCGUGGCUGGGAAGACAGCACUGUCCCACUGUGGCCAUAAGCAGCCAAAAGUUAAAAGAAGCUUGUCUUCCUGACUUCUGACCAUGACCACCAUAUUCCCAGCUCCCUGUAGGAGAGGUCACCAGACUGAGGAGAGACCAGGUGUACCCUGGCUGUGCCUGCUGCCCAUCUUAGUCUGGGUUUGUCCAAAUUCUAGGAUGGCAUGACAGAGGGGAGAGUGGGCCCAGCCUCUGGCUGGCUGCCCCCAGACUGCAGGCUAAAGGGUCUAUAGCACCUUCUCCCUCCGUUGGGCACAUCUAGCCCCUGCCAAGCCUGAGACUUUAUGCAUGUGUUCACAGCUCCUCCCUUGGCAUAUACAGUCCCCAAGUGGGAGAAGCUCCAAGGCCCAAGCCCUGUGUGACCCAGAGAAAUAAAGAUGCCUCAGUAUGGCCUGCAUGUGGCUUGUGUGACAAUUCUGUGUCUGUCAAGGGCCCAGCUAGGGCAUCACUUGAUAGCUCCCUGGUCUGUGGACAAAUCAGCAGUGGAUGCACAGCCGAGCCCCAGGACCAUGUCCAGUGUGCUUUCUGUGAGAGAGCACAGAUGUGUAUGUGGCCAUGGGAGUGGGGCAGCUCCUCUCACAACAGUAGGAGCCUGAGGUAGGUCACCGGGGUGAAAGGUACAGCAGAAGUGUUUGAAGGAAGAAGAGACCCAAGGUGCUUGCCCCUAAGAGCAUCCUGUGUAGUGGUCCAAGUUCAUAGGCCCCUGUGUUUAUCCCAGCUUACAGAGUUGGGUGUUGAGGUGUCCAGCACCCUACAUGGUCAGGUCUGGAAUGCAAGGAAGUAGUGGCAGAACUGCACACACCUUCCCCACACCCCCACUUAAGAGACUGCUCUGGACAUCCCAGUCACUCCUCACAUGGGAAAGAGCUUUGCAAGCAUGGACUGGAGGGCUUUUAGCUGCAAAAAGUGAUUUAUUGACCAGCCUGCUUCCCCAGUCUGGCCACUGUCCACAUUGGUGCUUGGGAUACAUUAGUCAGACCCUGGUGGAAGGCAGUGCUUCGGGUCCAAGGACACAGGGUAUGGAGUUGGACACAGGGUAUGUACAGUUUCCAGCAGCUCUGCUCUGGCAAGUUUAAGCCCUUAACUGAUUACCCACAUCCCGAAAAGAGUUAGGGAGGUGGGGCGGAGCAUGUCUCACAGUCUUGGAUAUAAAAAGUGAAUCUGUGAGGUUGAGGUGAACUGUAGUUGUGGCUUUAGCCUAGGGGCUUCCUACAACCCCCACUUUCAGGCCCUUGUCCUGACCUGAGACCCCUGAAAAGCUGCAGCCUGGGCAGAGGGGCAUCUGCAGGUCGAGCCUGGUGGUAGGUAGUGUCAGUAGCCUGAGGGCACUAGACUGGGCGGUAGAAGAAACUGCCUGUGCAGAGCCUCCGCUUGAGCUCUUGCCACAGUAGCUGGCGCUCCUGCCAGGCCCCCUUCAUGACUCCACUGUUCUCCAGGGCACGGCGAGACAGAUAGGGCAGCACCUCCAUCACUGGGCCAUAGGGCACGUACUUGUAUACAGGGAAGCCGGCUUGGCCUGCGCGUGCAGGCAGAGGAAGUGAGUCCCAGCCCUCUGGCCCCACAUUCCCCCUCCCAGCCUACCACCACCUCCACCCCACCCUUGCCCCCUCCAGGCAGACCCUGCUCACCCAGUGGAAAGCUGAUCUGAUCACACAUGCCCAGCAGCUGUCCAAAGUACACCUUUCGGUCAGCAGGGUGCAGGCCUAGCUCCUCCAUCCUGUGAGUAGGUAAGGCACUGGGUUCCCUCUGCUGGCUCUGAGCCACUCCUGCCACUUCAAACUUCUAUCUACCCACUGCAGCCUCUGUCUGCCUAAUAGGGGAGGAUAGCCUCUGCCCUGCUGCUUCCACCUCGCCCCAUGGUAGCCAGCUUUCCAUUUCUGCUGUGUUUGCUCAGUCCUCUAGGGUUCCUUUUCUUCCUGCUUUCCCUCCAGGGACUAGCGGUGCCCUUCGACCAUGGCUCCAUUCAUGAUGCCCUAACCCAGAAGGCAGACCCACCCAGCACCAACCCUGGGCAAGUUCUCAACCCUCCCACCACACCUUCAAGCCCAACCCCCAGCUCCGAGAGCCCCAACCGAUAGGAGGCUUGUUCCACAGGCCCUUCCCCUGCUUCCCUCGGUACUGGGAUUCAGUGUCACCCUGGUUUUCAGGGGUUUUUGUGUGUUGUUUUUUGUUUUUUUUUUAAAGAUUUAUUUACGGGGCCUCCCCUGGUGGCGCAGCAGUUGAGCGCUGGGCUGCGAGGCUGCCUACAGCCUCUGCAGCACCCGUUCAUUCCCCGGGCCUCCGGCGAGGGUCCCACAAAAAAAAAAAAAAAAAAAAAAGAUUUAUUUAUACAAGAGCUGGGGUACAGGCCAGAUGCACAGGAGGGUGAGAGAAUUCACCAGAGACAGAUAGGGGAACAGAACAGGCAGACUGACGAAAUACACUGCUGAGGGGAGCAGCGGGUGAGACAGGAGAGGUCUGCCAUGUGGGUUGCUCCGAGGCCGGCAGGGAUCGAACCGGCACUGCAGAGGCUGCAGACAGCUUCACAGUGCUGCACUCAACUGCCUGCGCCACCAGGGAGGCCCUGGUUUUCAGUUUUUGCAUCUUUGUCCCUCAUGAGAACAUGAGCCCCAUGAGUGCUGGGUUUCCACCAUGCCUGAGCAGCAGUGCAGGGGAUGCUCUCGUGGGUGCAGAUUCUUUCUACCUGGCACCUGGGCUGGGCCUCACUGACCAAUGGGAACACAACUGGUGUGGACAAAGGCCUUCCCUCAGGGCUUCUGGAAGCCUGAGACCACCACAUGACAAAGCCUGAGCUGACCCGUUAGAUACUAGACUUAUGGCGAAGUCCCUUUUGCUGCCCCAGCCAUGAAUGAGAAAUUUCAGGCCCACCAGCUGACCACAGAUGCAGGCGGACCCAAGAAAGGCCAUCAGAAGCAGGGACAAGCCUUGUCAGUGACUCAGUGACAGCAGAAUUCAGGGAGCCUGGCAUAGACCCUGGAGGCAGUGAGGAAGGAGAGAUUCAGCUGGCACCCAAGAAAGGAGGGGCCUCUGCCCAACUAGAUGGUGAGGGCAGACAUUCUCAGUGGGGAGAUUAUGAAAUCAGGAGAGAAAGGAAGCUCUUCUGAUGGCAGAUGAGACCUUUGGAAAUUUGUUCUCUGUAAUGUGUGUCUUAAGUCAACUACCCUUUGAUUGCAGCUUAAAAUGUGAGUGGUGAACAAAAGGCUAAUGAGUUCAUAAUUGCUUACUGAAAGCUAAGAAGGCGGCCAUCUUCCACACAGCUGCCACCGCCCACCCCACCCCUCAUUAGAGCUUCAAGAAAUGGAUAUAGGAGGCUCUGUGUGUACGACUUCUAAUGGACAACCCUGGUGCAAUAAGGAACAAACCUAGAUGAAGGUUCUAACUCAGAAUAAAAUUUCUAAACCUAAGGAAAAGAGGUGUUAAGAACUUGAUGUUAAAAAUUUGGUGUUAAAAGUUACAAUUCUAGGGCCUCCCCGGUGGCGCAGCGGUGGAGCGCUGGGUUGCAAAGCUGCCCACAGCCUCUUGCAGCGCCGGUUCGAUCCCCGACUGCUCCCCGGCCACCGGAGGAGGGUCCCGCGUGGCGCGCAGACCUCUCCUGCCGCCCACCGCUCCCCUCAGCAGUGUACUUCAGUCCUUCUGCCUGCUCUGCUCCCCGCUCUGGCUCUGGUGAAUUCUCUCGCCAUCCCGCGCUUCUGACUGUACCCAG
Messenger RNA from Talpa occidentalis (Iberian mole), 4602 nucleotides. RefSeq names its product protein DGCR6. Bases 230 to 826 code for a protein of 198 amino acids. The transcript is spliced from 5 exons. The record is from RefSeq and is a predicted model, not a curated record. NCBI's taxonomy places the organism in Eukaryota, Metazoa, Chordata, Mammalia, Eulipotyphla, Talpidae.